CACACACACACACACACACACCAAGGUCUUCUCUAUUCCUUCUUCAUCACACACCACGCACGCAAUCACUUUCUCUCUCUAAAACCAAUACGCGCACUCAAUCUCUCUCUCUCUAAACUCAAUUUCUCAGAAUUUUCUCCCUUUUCUAUUUAUUCCCAUUUUCCCUCACUCCUUUUCUUUCCUCCCAAAAUAUUUCCUCUCUCGUUUUCAUGUCGGACAAGGGUCGUCCACUACCAAAAUUUGGUGAAUGGGAUGUCAAUGAUCCGGCCUCUGCUGAGGGGUUCACAGUGAUUUUCAAUAAGGCCAGGGAUGAAAAAAAGACUGGUGGCUCUGAGUCACCAGGAAAGACUGCCACUAAAACUCAAAGCAAACCUGCAUUAGAUCCUGGCAAACCUCAAAGUAAAAAAUGGUUUUGCUGCGUAAACCCUCCUGCAGAAUCAUAGCCAGUGCUGCUCUUGUGAAAAGCUUGGACAAAAGAACAAUGUUUGUGUGACUAGCUCCCCCCGCAGUAUUUUCUUGGAGAUAUAGAAGCUUUUGAGCCAUAAGUGAAUUCUACUAGAAUUUAGAUUAUGUGGUGUAAAACUGAGCUGCAAUGGGGGAAAGCAAAGAAGACAGACUAUUAUUUAUAUUUGUGUGUAUCAAUGUUGUGGUUUAUUAUUAUUAGGAGCCAAGGUUGCUUCCUGUUUUGCCUUGUCUUGCUCUGAGCUAGAGCUGCUUGUCACAUUGUAUUCCUUGUAUUAUCAAACAAAUCCUAUUUUAUAAAUUCCUUUGAAUA
Lotus japonicus is the source of this 775-nucleotide messenger RNA. Its product is annotated as protein NOI4. The transcript is spliced from 3 exons. Bases 210 to 443 code for a protein of 77 amino acids. The record is from RefSeq and is a predicted model, not a curated record. Lineage: Eukaryota; Viridiplantae; Streptophyta; Magnoliopsida; Fabales; Fabaceae.